UCUAAUGAAAGGGGGUGUGGCGAUCAGUUUCUCCAGUGAAGGGAGGAGCUGGCACAGCAAAAAAAAAAUGCAGCAUUUCUCCAUCCCCCAUGCAAUAAUUGGGUAAACCACAUUUUUUGUUAAAAUACUAAUCUCAAACAUGUCCCCCUGUUAGCACUGAUCCAUGCAUUUUUGGAUAUUCUCUGCCUUGAGUGGGCGAGCAAACGCGAGGAGCUCCAUCAGUGUCGCCAAAUAUGAUGGCAUCUAUGUGUUAGGAUGAGAAGUCCAGUGCCGCGUUUCAGGGACGUCGAGAGGCAGGGCAGUGGCCUCCAGCCUGUACAAUGUCUUCCUCCCUAUCAUGAGCGACAGAAUAACAUGUGGUUCAUCCAAGAUGUCUGCGGCAUCGUUUGUGCGAUCAUCACCUGGCUUCUUGUCGUCUUUGCUGUGUUCGUUGUGCUGUUCGUCAUGCUGAUUCCAUCGAAGAACCUCACCUACAGCCUGGUGAAUGGCACACUCUUUAACAGCCUGGCCUUCCUUGCUGUGGCAUCUCAUUUCAGAGCCAUGUGCACUGACCCGGGAGCUGUACCAAAGGGCAACGCCACAAAGGAGUACAUCGAGAGCUUGCAGCUGAAGCCAGGCCAGGUGGUUUACAAAUGCCCCAAGUGUUGCAGUAUUAAGCCGGAUAGAGCUCACCACUGCAGUGUUUGUAAGCGCUGUAUACGGAAGAUGGAUCAUCAUUGCCCUUGGGUAAACAAUUGUGUUGGGGAAAAUAACCAGAAGUACUUUGUGCUUUUCACAAUGUACAUUUCCCUGAUCUCUCUCCAUGCCUUGGUCAUGGUGGUCUUUCAUUUUCUCUACUGCUUUGAAGAUGACUGGACAAAGUGCAGUACCUUCUCCCCUCCAGCCACUGUCAUCCUCCUCAUCCUCCUGUGCUUUGAGGGCCUCCUCUUCCUCAUCUUCACCUCUGUGAUGUUUGGCACCCAAAUCCAUUCAAUCUGCACAGAUGAGACAGGCAUAGAGCAGUUGAAAAAGGAAGAGAGAAGAUGGGCUAAAAAAACAAAAUGGAUGAACAUGAAGGCGGUAUUCGGACACCCCUUCUCGAUAGCAUGGUUUAGCCCGUUUUCCACCCCCGACCACGGGAAAGCUGACCCCUACCAGUAUGUGGUCUGAGCUCAGGAAGCUUUAUGCUAGAGACUCAAAUAUGCCUGGACUGCCCUUAUAAACAGUAUCUUUUAAUUUGUAUGUAAUCCCAACUCAAACAGAGCAUAUACCAAUGAGAAUAAAUCCCCUUCAUCUUUCAGGGAACAAAUCAUUGCAUAUCCAAUUAUCCUUGCCUCUAUUUAUUUUAAUUCAGAACAGAAAGUGGAUGCUUUAUCAUGUCAUAAUCUCAAGCAUCUCUGCCUAGCUACACCCAAAUGAAGAUGAAUGUUGCGCAGAUAAUAGAAGCCAAUUUAUGCUAAUAUAAUCACUAUUGUAAUCUUGCCAGACUGUCCAGAAUGAUAACCUACUUUCUGAAGGUACUUUUAAACAAUGUUUAUAUAUAUAUAAAAUGUAAAAGGCUAUUUUACCAAGGAUGAUAACUGUAAUGAUAACUAUAAAUAAUUCUGGGAGAAUAGUGAAGUCCACACGACAUCUACUUUUUAAACAACAAUGACAUUAAGGAACAAUAUAAUUUGAAUCACUCUGAACUAUUUUUUUCCAGCUCAUGAAUUAUUAAAAACAGUGACAGCCAAUCAGAUGCUUUUAUAAGCACUGCUAUUAAGGACAUAUAGUUAUAGUUAUCCUUAUAUUUAUCAUUUUUGGUGUAAACAAGCCUUAAAAUUAUUGCCACUGGAUGUGUACAAAAUAUAAAAAGUAUAUAAACAAUAUAGGAAGUUUAACAGGGGUGUAAAUAUGUUCUGACAGCUUGGAUUCAAGUGAUUCUCAACUAAAUGAUGCACUGAUGACAUCUGAUCAUAAAUUGGUUUGAUUAUUUUUGAAAACGGUAAUAAGCAGGAAUGUAACUAAAGAGACCGUAUUGAUAAAUACCGAUAAAGCUAUACACAAUUUUCUUUUACAUUCACAAGUGACAGAAUUGAUCUAUUAUUAAAUUCCAUAAUCAGUGCAUUGUCAGCUCAUUUCUACACCCCUGAUUCUUAACAUUGAAAAUUAAUUCCAUUUAAAUUAUAAUUACUUUAUAAAUGUAAAGAAUGUGAUUUGAGAAAUUAUGAGUACAUUUGCUAUUACACAAGAUUUUGAUUAAUAACAGUACUGAUGUCACUCAGCUGCCCUAUAAGAGUUACUUCCUGCACUCAAUUUACACUCUGUACUUUUUUAGAUCUGAUUUAUGUUUCCAUAAACUUGGCUUGCAGAAAUGUUUAAGAAGGGAACAGACUUAAAAAAAAAACUGUUAUUGUAGUUAAAACGUUGUUGAUUUACCAUUGAUGCCAUUGUUGUGAUUAAUUGCAUUUGACAUUUAAUUAAUAUACAUUUUUUUAUGAUGAACAGGAUGAUAUGUGCUUGAACUUUUAAGUGUGUAUGAAACAGACACUCUGUUCUUCUUUGACAAAUGGUAAAUAAUUAAAAACCUGAACACUCUUCAUUAGUGCUUUAUGUGACAAUGUGUCAAAGUUUCUGACAAUAUAUUUCAUAUGUGAAUCCAGUCUAAUGACAUGAAAAUCAGCAGCUAAAAUGCCAUUCACAUUGCAAAAUCACUGUUUUGUUGUAAAUUAGUAGUUCCCUUGUUCAGAAAUAUAUUUGUUUAAAUAAAUUACCUGUUUCAUUGGUGUGAGAUGGAGGUAAGCUUUGAUUGCUACUCUUGUUCUUUCGACACAAUGCAUGCUAUUUAAGAUGGUCUGUUUUUCUUUUCCUUUAGGUACCUCAUUUGUAAUGUGAAGGCAUGCUGCAUGCUCCAUGUGUUUUUAACUUGUGCCAUAAAGUGAAAGUCAAACCAUUUCUUCCAGUCGGGUUAUUUUGUAUUAAAGAUUGAACAAGCAUGCAGGUGCAUGAGUAAAAGUAAUCGCUCCCCAUGCCAUUUUUUUUUUUUUUUUUUUUACAUUUAUUUAAGCAUGGUAACCAUUUGCUUUCCUUUUCAGUUUAAUCAGUGAAAUUUAAUUACUUUUUUAGCCAAUAUGGAUGUUGUUUUCUAUGUAUUUAUGGAGUCUAUUUUUUUUUUCAAAAAUCACAGUGUUGUUGUUUUUCUUUUUUUGAGGGCAUUGAAAAAUUUAAGUGUGAAGACCCUACAGGGAAGAAGACUCCAUCCUGGGAAGCUAUGAAGUCAGCGUUCGGAGGUCCUCUUUCUAAGGCCUGGUUGAGCCCAUUUACAGAUCUCUCAUGCCAGAAAGGUACUUUGGAUCAUGUUCUCAUGUUCCCACAAGGUUAAAUCAUUGAGGAGGAUGUGAUUGAAAUACUUUUGGAGCCAAAAACCCUGAGACUCUCACAUUUCCUACCUUGGACUUGCAAAGAGACUACUGAGGACAUUUGAAUUAGACUCUUUUUUUGUUUUAUUUUUUACCUAUGGAAUAAAACCUUUACAUACUGUACCAAAUUGCCUUAAAGCAGUAUUUAAACCCAAAAAUACAGCUAGCUCUUCUAAACUUAUACUCUGCAUAGAGAGAUUGAGUGUCAUGAUCCUGCCCUCGUGUCCUUGAUUUUUCCUAGUCUUGAGGCAGGAUCAUGACAGACCCAUGUUUUGUGUACAAGCACAUGGCCUUGUCUUUGGGCCAUGUGCUUGUGUUGUCUCGUUCCCUUGCCCCGCCCCCCUUGUUAACCUAGUCGUGUCUUGAUUGUCCCAUCUGUGCCACCUGUCGUGUCUUGAUUGUUCCCCCUAUUUAGAUCUCCUAGUGUGCUCUGUCUUGCGUCGGUUCAUUGUCAUUGUGAUAUGUGUUUCUCAGAUGUGUUCCACACUUGUGACUGUAUCCUGUAUACCGUGAGUGUUUGUUUAUAGUUAGUGUUUAGUGUCUUUAUCUGGUCAGCCCUGUCUUGUUUGGUUACUUAGUCCUUACCCUAGGAAUUGUUUUCCCCCUCGUGGGUUUUUGUUUUCCCUUUUUGUCUAAUAAAUCCUGUGUGUACCCAAUUCCUGUCUGCACCUGAGUUCCUCCCUUACCAAAAACCUGACAUUGAGUUCCUGACAAUGUCAUAUAACGUGUAUUUUAUUAUCCCAGCUGUUCCUGGAGCAGUGAUGUCUUUUAGACACUAUAAACACUAUAAAAUAGCUGAAAACCAAUGAAUAUAUAAAUUCAGGUGCAGAAUCUGACAAUAUAAAAACAUGGUCCUCAGUAGACCCUUCGAGCCUUUACCAUAAUUAGCAAAAAUGCAUGUAAGACUUAAUGUAUCAUCCAGGGAUUUUACUGAUAUUUUACAAUUUUGUUGUUCUAGAGCAUUGUUCUUUCUUUUUAUUGUAUUUAUGGGCUUUAAAAAAAUCCAUAACUGUGCAUCUUUCCAUUACUGGCUACAUUAUUGUUAUUUGUAAUGUUCUGGAUUUUUUCCGUUACCUGAUGUUUCCCAUGGGUGCACACUAACGAUUUAAGCUUCUUCAAAUGAAUUUGCCUGUUUUUACAAGUCUAUUGCUGUUUGAAUAAAAAUGUAUGGUUGCAUGUGGGCUGUUAUACACCCACAUAGUGCCAGGUCAA
Carassius gibelio (silver crucian carp) is the source of this 4589-nucleotide messenger RNA. RefSeq names its product palmitoyltransferase ZDHHC3-A-like. The record is from RefSeq and is a predicted model, not a curated record. Gene Ontology annotation, molecular function: protein-cysteine S-palmitoyltransferase activity. Gene Ontology annotation, biological process: peptidyl-L-cysteine S-palmitoylation; protein targeting to membrane. The coding region runs from base 256 to 1149 and encodes 297 amino acids. NCBI's taxonomy places the organism in Eukaryota, Metazoa, Chordata, Actinopteri, Cypriniformes, Cyprinidae. The transcript is spliced from 7 exons. Gene Ontology annotation, cellular component: endoplasmic reticulum; Golgi apparatus.